Messenger RNA from Phalaenopsis equestris, 2443 nucleotides. RefSeq names its product DELLA protein SLR1-like. The record is from RefSeq and is a predicted model, not a curated record. NCBI's taxonomy places the organism in Eukaryota, Viridiplantae, Streptophyta, Magnoliopsida, Asparagales, Orchidaceae. The transcript has 3 exons. Bases 281 to 2092 code for a protein of 603 amino acids. Gene Ontology annotation, molecular function: sequence-specific DNA binding; DNA-binding transcription factor activity. Gene Ontology annotation, cellular component: nucleus. Gene Ontology annotation, biological process: regulation of DNA-templated transcription.
AUGAUGGGGUUGAGAAACGCUGCCCAUUUAUUGAUGCCGAAGCUCAUCCUUCUACUCCCUUUUUCUUCCCUCGUCCUUUCUUUCUGAUUAGCUCUCGGUGCGUAGUCUAGGGUUUUUACCUUUCCGAUCCUUUCUUUGAUCUUUUGUUCCAUCCCUCGGUGGCUAUUUUGGGUGCUUGUUUUUGAAGAUCGAGCCCUUACGAGAGUCACAUCUGCGCUUCGCGGAAGCUGAAAUCGGGGAAACCUUCCGCUCCACUCAAAUAUCGACCCGUUUCCCCAAAAUGGCACCUGCUAUGAAGAGGGAGUUCAUGGAGAGCGUUGGAGGGAGGAGUGUUGGUGGGUAUGCUCCGGCGCCGCCUGGUAUGGUGGCGAUCGGGAGAGGGAGCUUGAUGGGGUUGGAGGAGGAGGUGGAUGGUGGCAUGGAUGAGUUUCUUGCUGAGCUUGGGUACAAGGUGAGGUCCUCUGAUAUGGCGGACGUGGCGCAGAAGCUGGAGCAGCUGGAUAUGGCGAUAGGAGGCAGCGCGGCGCAGGAAGAUGCGCUGCUUACUCACCUUGCUUCUGAUACUGUGCACUAUAACCCUUCCGAUCUGUCGAACUGGCUGGAAAGCAUGCUCUCGGAGCUCAGCGCGCCGCCUCUACCGCUUCCGCCGGCGAUGCAUCCUAAUUUUAGCGGCUACAAACCCGCGCGCCCCCGUUGGAGGCACGUCGUGUACGGAUCGGAGCCCCAGAUGGAGAGUGGAGCUCGAGAUCGCAAGCGGAUGAAAACUUCGUCGUCUUCUUCAUCUUCCAGAGGAGGAUCUGGCGGUGGUGUGAUCGUGCAAACUUCUCCAACGAUUGGGUCUUUGCUGCCCCCUGCAUCCGGUACCGAGGUAUCUUCUGCGGUGCCCGUGGUCAUGGUGGACACACAGGAGGUGGGGAUCCGUCUAGUCCAUGCGCUUAUGGCCUGUGCUGAGGCGGUUUACCAGGAGAAUUACAAAGUGGCCGACGUGCUCGUUAGGCAGAUCUCAGUGCUCGCCUCUUCUCAGGGCGGUGCGAUGCGUAAGGUUGCCGGCUACUUCGCCGAAGCUCUCGCCCGCAAAAUUUAUCGUCUUCACCCACAGCAGGACUGCUCUCUGGAUUCCGCUUUCUCCGAUAUCCUUCAGAUGCACUUCUACGAAAGCUGUCCCUACCUCAAGUUCGCCCACUUCACCGCCAAUCAAGCCAUCCUCGAAGCCUUCGCCGGCUGUCGGCGUGUUCAUGUCAUCGACUUCAGCAUGAAACAGGGGAUGCAGUGGCCGGCACUGAUGCAGGCUCUCGCACUCCGACCUGGCGGCCCCCCAUCCUUCCGCCUUACUGGAAUCGGUCCACCCCAACCAGACAACACCGACGCUCUUCAACAAGUCGGUUGGAAGCUAGCCCAGUUCGCGGACACCAUCCACGUUGACUUCGAUUACCGCGGCUUUGUCGCUAAAAGUCUCGCUGAUCUCGAGCCCUACAUGCUCGAAACCCUCUCACCGGCAAGCGAUGGAUCCGGCGAGCCGGAAGUCGUGGCGAUCAACUCCGUAUUUGAGCUGCACCGCCUCCUAGCCAGACCCGGGGCUCUGGAAAAAGUUCUUUCCACCGUUCGCGCGGUUAAACCCCGCAUCGUAACCGUGAUAGAGCAGGAAGCAAACCACAACGCUGGUCCGUUCAUGGAGCGCUUCACCGAAGCACUCCACUACUAUUCAACGAUGUUCGAUUCACUAGAAGGCGGCGUUAGCGUCGGCGAAGGCCAGCAGGACCAGUUGAUGUCCGAGGUCUACCUCGGCCGGCAAAUCUGCAACGUUGUGGCUUGCGAAGGGUCGGAGAGAACAGAGCGUCACGAGACGCUCAAUCAAUGGAGGGCAAGAAUGGGUAGUGCCGGUUUCGAACCCGUACAUCUUGGCUCCAACGCCUUCAAGCAAGCAAGCAUGCUCCUCGCCCUCUUCGCCGGCGGAGAUGGCUACCGGGUCGAGGAGAAGGAAGGCUGCCUCACCCUCGGCUGGCACACGCGCCCAUUAAUCGCCACCUCUGCUUGGCGGGUCGCCGGAGCCGCCGAUUCCAUCUCUGCUUCCGCGGCCAGUGAUGCGCGCUAAUCCUAACGCGCGGCGAGAUCUCUUUAUUUUCCUCUAGCUAUUCUCAGCCGUCGGAUGAGAGAUCCCGGUUCGGCCCGGCUCAGUGGGCCGGCUCACGGUCAUCACGUUUUGGGGUUCUCGAUUAAACCGGAAGGACGGGUUGAAUCGUUGCUAAACCUUCCCAUGUUGCCGUGGGUCCCACCCCGGAUCCGAACCCUUUUUUAUUUUAAAUUUAAUGAUCGUACGUCUAGCGUCUAAGCAUCUCCUUUUGUGGAGGGGGACUUCGUUUUGGGUAUGAAUCUGUUCUGUGUGUAUCUAAUUUUCCCUUCUGUCCAUAUGUAAUAUAAUAAACUCCGAAAGGGGAUUCUUUUA